Molecule: messenger RNA, 4129 nt
Organism: Microcebus murinus (gray mouse lemur)
Lineage: Eukaryota; Metazoa; Chordata; Mammalia; Primates; Cheirogaleidae
Source: RefSeq, a predicted model, not a curated record
CCCUGUUCUGUAGACGAGGCAGAUGGAGACACGUAAAAAUGAGGAGCUGUGCCCAAUUCCUGCAGCCUGUGGCAGACCUCGAGUUGGACCGUUUUGAUGCUGAGGAGGACUUAUGAGCCCGACCUGGGCGUCCUGCUGCAGCUUGCUGCAAGCCUCAGAUACAGUCCCUGUCCAUGGCACCGUGCUGCGUCCCUCCUGCCCCUCCUCCAGGCCUCUCUGCUCGGUCCCCUGACUGGCUGUGGGGGAGCUCCUCGGUGCUGCUUUGUCAUUGGCAUGCUGUUGUGCACCCCUGCUGUUUGCCAGCCAGUCUCCAGCUGUCGCCCAGUGAUGCCUGCCCCCGCGCACACCUGUCACUCCUCUGACCACACAGCCUGCUCCAGCCAGGGCCCCCUUCUGUCUUCUCCCCUCACCCAGCGUCCCAGGCUGCAGUCUGCCCCACCCCCUCCAUCUGUUUUUCACCUUGGCCACCAGUAGGAGCAGUGCCAUCCAACAGAAUCUUCUAUAAGGAUGGAAAUGUCCCAGUCCUGCUCUGUACAGUCCAGCACCCACUGGCCACAUGUGGCUCUUGAAAUGUGGCAAGUGUGACUGAGGAAUGAAAUUCUAAUUUUUCAAAAUUUUGAUUAAUUUAAAAUCAUAGAUAAGUGGCCACACGUGGCCGGCAGCUGCCAGAUUGAACAGUACAGGCUGUGGUUUCAUUCCCUGUCUCGCUGCCUCAUGCAGGAGCCACCGCUGGGCGGGGAGAAGGCCCAGGUGCCAGCCUCCCCUCGCCGCCUGCUCUCCCCGAGGGCUUCGUCCCCCAGGAGCGCUGGUGUGCAGGCACGCGCACACCUCCUGUGCGGCUGGGCCGCUGGCCGGUCCCACGCACGCUCCGGGUGGCUGCAACGGCCUUCGGACCAGUCAGAUCCAGUCUGUAGCUUCGAGGUUCCCAAGCACGUCCCAUGCCGCUGCACGUGUUGUGCAACAAGCAAACGGGGCAGGUGGCGUUUGUGGUCGGAGAGUUUGGGAAAUGCUGGGUGAAGCAAAGUUAAAGAGGAUUAUUUCCUGCAGAACUCCUCAGAGCCUUUUCCAUGCCAGAGUGUGUUGUGAAUUUCUGGGAAGUGGGCGACGUGAGUGAGCAGUGUUUCCCAGACUCCUUUGCCUGCGGAGCCUGUUCUUGGUGGAGAGCGGUGGUGGCGCUGGCCGUGGAGCACACGGGGGAGGUGUCUUCCUGGGUUUGUCUCUGCUGGGCCUCUCAGGGGCCGCAACUCGGCCUCACUGUCUUCAGUCUCUCCCCUGUCGGCCUGCCCGGGAGUGGCAGCGGUGGGUGACUUAAUACGGCCCUUCAGUGGUUCACUUGUUCAUUCAUUGCUACAAAACCGUGGUUCCAUGCCUACCGCACACCAGGCCUGUCCUGGGCGUGGGAUUGGUGUGGCAGACAGGAGCCAAUGGCCCUGGGCAGGGCCCUCUCUGGGUCUGCCCCACCACACACAUGCACACUCUGCACGCACGCGUGCACACUCAGGUGCAUGUCCUGCAGCUGUCUGGCCUUCCCGGUCCCAGCCCUUGCACUCCUGCCCCUCCCAGGCCCCGUGAUGCCUCCGCGGCAGAGGGCCUGGGCUUGCAGAAGGCCCGAUGGGCACCACUCCUUUCAGACCAUGGGCUGUCUGGGUCCUGUGGGACCCUGCUCACCAGCUGUCCACUGGGGUGAGGGGUGAGGUGAGCUUCCCCAGCCUCCAGCUGUCCCUGCCAGCCAUGGGAGGGGUGGCCACAUGGGUACUCACUGGCAAUAAAGGGCAGCCUGGGUGCCAGCACACCCAGGACCCAGCAAGAUGCACCCAGGUGGCUGGUGGCCAAUGCUGCAGGGGCCCUCUGGGGGCCUGACGCAGGUGGUGUCCUGCCUCUUUCCAGCCCCCACAGUGCCUCUGCGCUAAGGCACACCCUGGCCCCACAAGGCACAUACCCUUUCUGCCAUCACACCCAUCGGCCUUUCUGUCUCCGUGUCUACUGGCUGCUUGUUGAACAUGCUCAGGUCUCUCCCACCCUAAAACCCUUCUACUGGUCGGUGGAUGCCCUGGCCACGCUUCCCAGUUCUCUCCCAUGAUGCCUCAGUAGCCUCAGUGCCUACCUUUACCUGCACCUUCCAGAAACCUCUUCAUGUGGUCUCCUGGGCAUCUUCCCACACCCACACCCUUGCCCCUGUCCCGGGCAGUCCCUUGCCCUUCAACCUUGGAGUCUUGUGGUUCUGACCUAGUCUCCCACUCUCCCACCCCUGUUACGUCUCCUGGGUCUCUCCGCCCCCACCCUCUCCUGAACUCCUGCCUCACUUAAAGCUCAGCCUGGCUGCCCCAGGGGCCUACUUGCCCAUCAAGAGCAGAACCCAGCACCUUUUUCCCAACCUGCCCCAGGUUUUCCUCUUUGGUAGUGCCAUUACCCUCACAGGCCCCAGACCCAACACCUGGAUUUCCUCCUGGAACCCUCUCCCCCCUCCCUGCCUCCCCAUCCCCACAUGCUGUUUAUACCUCCCCUUCUCACUUAACCACACCUUCAUUAUCUUCUUCCUCCCUGGGGCUGCUGCUUCUAUUCUUGCUCCUCUAAUUGGUUCUCCUUGCUGCCUCUAGAGCAGCUUGGGACAGUACCAUCUAUGGCUCCCUACUGCUCUGGCAAUGCAUGAGCCUGGGCUAGCUGGCUAAGCCCCAUGUGAUAAGGCACUGUGCCCUGGCCCAGUUGCACCCCGCUUCUCUGGGUCAUGGACUCACUUCUCUGCUGGCAGUUGCCUUUUAACCUCGACGCUGCAUCUGGAUGAGUCCUGUUCACCAUCAUCUCCUGCAGAUGGCACCUCCUGUGUGCCCCACACCCAUCCUCUCCAGGGCACUUACAGCACUGCAUUGGUCCUUUGUUGUCGCCACCAUCACGGAAAUCCCCCCUGUUGUCUUCCUCCCCAACUUCCUCGUGCAGAGGAAGGUGCUGAGGCCCCUUCGGACCCAAACAGGAGGAACCAUAAUGGCGGGGAAGCUGGCCGUUGAGCGAGGCUGGGCCAUCAACGUGGGGGGCGGCUUCCACCACUGCUCCAGCGACCGGGGCGGGGGCUUCUGCGCCUACGCAGACAUCACGCUAGCCGUCAAGUUUCUGUUUGAGCGUGUGGAGGGCAUCUCCAGGGCCACCAUCAUUGACCUUGAUGCCCAUCAGGGCAACGGGCAUGAACGAGACUUCAUGGGUGACCGACGUGUGUACAUCAUGGAUGUCUACAACCGCCACAUCUAUCCUGGGGACCGCUUUGCCAAGCAGGCCAUCAGGCGGAAGGUGGAGCUGGACUGGGGCGUGGAGGACGACGAGUACCUGGAUAAAGUCGAGGCAAACAUCAAGAAAGCCCUCCAGGAGCAUCUGCCGGACGUGGUGGUGUACAACGCAGGCACCGACAUCCUCGAGGGGGACCGCCUUGGGGGUCUGUCCGUCAGCCCUGGGGGCAUUGUGAAGCGGGAUGAGCUGGUGUUCCGGGCAGUCCGCGGCUGCCAGGUGCCCAUCCUCAUGGUGACCUCGGGCGGGUACCAGAAGCGCACAGCCCGCAUCAUCGCUGACUCCAUCCUCAAUCUGUACGGCCUGGGGCUCAUCGGGCCUGAGUCACCCAGCGUCUCUGCACAGAACUCAGACACACCGCUGCUUCCCCUAGCAGCGCCCUGACCCGCGCUGCCCUCUGAGAGCCUCCCUGCCUGCCUCUCGGUCCCGCCCGCCCCUUAGUGCUUUUCUUUUCUGACCUCGUGGGGUGGUGGAGGCAGCCACCAGCGAGCACAGAGGGCAGGGCCGUCCCGACGGGGUCGGGGUCGAGUGGGCCACUCUCCACCCUUCCCCACUGGGUGCCUGAGGGCCUUAGGCCUCUCUGGGCGGGGCUGUAGGCAGAGCCUGUGUUCCAGGGACCACCCACAAUGGGGCACAGGUCUGAGCAGGCCCAGGGAGCGGGCAGUUCACUGAGUGGGGGAAGACAGAUUAGGGCCAUAGCAGGGGUGCCCAGGGCUUGGGUGUUCUGGAUUUUGACUUGCUUCACCCUCCUCCUUGCCCCAGGGCGUGGGUGCUGGUGUGGACCGGCCUGCGGGGAGGCGCUGCGGCCAGGCCUCCAGGUGGGCCGGUUCCCAGCCGCAGGUGGAGCCCUGGGCCU